AUGGCAACUUACUACAACAAGAACAAUGUUGAUGUUGAGAUGGGCAACAAUGGGCAGUUGUACCCCGGGAUGUCGGAAAAUCCUCAGAUGAGAUGGGCAUUCAUACGUAAAGUUUAUUCUAUCCUUUGCAUACAGUUCCUUCUUACGUUUGGAGUUGCCAUGGCCAUGUUUCUAAUCCAACCGGUUCGAACGUUCAUGCGUACUCCACCCGGGAUCAUUGUCUUCGUUGCCAUCUUGAUCGUCACCUUUAUACUGUGCAUGAUGAUGCAUUGCUUUAGCCAGAAACAUCCAUGGAACAUCAUCCUUUUGUUUCUCUUCACUUUGGCAAUGGCUUGUCUGGUUGGAGCUUCUUCUACUCUACGGAAAGGUGAAACCGUGCUACUGGCAGCCGGUCUAACGUUAGUCAUAACCAUCGGCCUCACUCUCUUCACAUUCAUUGCGGCCAAACGAGGGGUCGACUUUAGCUUUCUUGGGCCUUUUCUAUUUUGUGCUCUCUUGCUCCUUUUCGCCUUUGCUAUUAUCCGGAUCAUAUUUCCUAUGGGAAGAUUAGGGGAGCAAGUGAUCGGGUGCAUUGGGGCGCUCGUGUUCUCGGGUUUCAUCAUAUACGAUACGGAUAAUGUGAUCAAGCGGUUCACGUACGAUCAAUACAUUGAAGCUGCAGCUUGUCUGUUUCUUGAUAUAAUCAACCUUUUCUUGAGUCUUCUUGCUAUUUUGGGUGGCGACGACUGA
Messenger RNA from Striga hermonthica, 729 nucleotides. The record is from the annotation of a GenBank genome assembly. Lineage: Eukaryota; Viridiplantae; Streptophyta; Magnoliopsida; Lamiales; Orobanchaceae.